UUUGUUUACAAUCUAAGUACGUGCUCUGUACUGUUUAAUAGAUUAUCACAAUGAUUGCAAUUAGAAAAAGAAUUAAAAGGCAUAUGGAAUCAAGAAAGAAGCUCGAUGCAGCAAUGCAUCUUGUUCUCAAUUCUACUAAAAGUAUAUAUGCCGCGGCAAUGCUUAGCGGAAUUAAACAUACCAUUCUUCAACGAAAAAUCAACAUCAUAAAUAAAAUGAUAGCUUAUUUCAAAGAGAAAUCCGCAUAUGAAAAUGCAGUAGAUAUGAUUCUAAACAAAACACGAAUUAUUAUCAAUUAUGAAGAGUACAAAUUUGAUCUCCCAAGACUAAAUGAAGAAAUUGAUCAAUACAAAAAAUUCGGGACAGGACCUUACGAAUAUGACAAACCUAUAAAUCUCAAUACAGAAGUUUUCACAUUUAAUGACGAGAUAUCAUUAUUGUUAAGAUUACGUUGGUGGAAAAAAAAGUCUCUCUCGUCUUGCGUUUGCCAAAUUUGUGCAAUGGAAUAUCUAUUACGUCUAGCUUAUCAAUUCGCCCAAGAAAAUAAUAAAUCAUAUCCCAAAGCGUGGGAUAGAUCUAAGCAAGUGGAUGAAGAAUGGUUGAUUGAUUUUGAAAUGGCACAUAGUAAGGAAUUGUCAAGAAUGUUUCCGCAUGAUGGCAUAUAUAAAGAGUGUAAACGUGAAGAAGAGUCCUCGUUGUUUAAUGAAAAAUAUGUUUUUGAGAUGCCAAGUAAUUUCAAUGUUUGAUAUCCGACAAAUAUUAAUUCAUUAGAAAUGUUUAACGUUAAUACAUAAUAUGUCUCAAAAAGGAAGAUCUAUCCUUCUUAAAAAUGACUACAGAAUGA
This is a messenger RNA of Camponotus floridanus (Florida carpenter ant), 844 nucleotides long. RefSeq lists its product as uncharacterized. The record is from RefSeq and is a predicted model, not a curated record. Bases 51 to 746 code for a protein of 231 amino acids. Lineage: Eukaryota; Metazoa; Arthropoda; Insecta; Hymenoptera; Formicidae. The transcript has 2 exons.